Molecule: messenger RNA, 731 nt
Organism: Phascolarctos cinereus (koala)
Lineage: Eukaryota; Metazoa; Chordata; Mammalia; Diprotodontia; Phascolarctidae
Gene: WFDC2
Product: WAP four-disulfide core domain 2
Biological process (GO): antibacterial humoral response; innate immune response
Cellular component (GO): extracellular region
Molecular function (GO): serine-type endopeptidase inhibitor activity
Source: RefSeq, a predicted model, not a curated record
GAUGUUGACUGUUCCCUGACCUCAGAACAAACAGAAGCCUAGCUUGGUCACCUCUUCGCUGCCGUGGGAACGGCCCCUCCCCUGAGCUGGCAUGUCCUGGCGUCCCUGGCGCCAAAGUCCAGGACCUGUGCCUCGGCAUCUCCUCUACCCUCAAAGGAUGGAGUUCGUCAUCCCAGGCACCACAAUGGCCAGCAAGCUCUCCCCUUUCUCAACGUUAUUCGGCUGCUUCUUCCUCUUGUUCUUCCUGAGCAUGGACCCUGCCAGCCGUCAGACCCACGCUCAAAAGGUGGGCUUGUGCCCAGAGGUACAGGAGAGCCAGGACUGCCAGGUUGAAUGUCAGACCGACGAAGACUGUCCUGACGUCCUCAAGUGCUGCACGGCUGGCUGCACGUCGGUCUGCGCAAUCCCCAACGAGAAGAAGGGUAAAUGCCCUAUUAAUGACAGUAGAAUCUCUUUGCUGGGGAUUUGCAAGGACGAGUGUUAUGAAGAUUCUGAUUGCUCUGGCUCACUCAAAUGCUGUAUCAAUGGCUGUGGAAACCAAUCCUGCCUCACACCUGAGCAAUGAGCACCUGGACAAACCCAAGAGAGAAAGCUGCUCACUGACCUAUCCUCUGCUCUUCCAUCUUCUGGGUCCUGGGACCCCAUCUCUCCCUCCCCUGCUGGGCUUCAGGCUUCCUUUCUGGGGCUGACCGUGCCUAGCCAGUGCAUCAAUAAAAAGAUCGGUUCCUGUA